AUGCCUUCUCACUCUGAUCCUUCCAGUCAACAGGACAGCCACGGUGCCGUGGUACGGAUGCCUGACAGUGCUUCCAGGGCAGAGGAGAAUGAGAAGAAUGGCUCUGCAGCGGCGACCCCAAUCAGUCACCAGCCGAGUGAGCAGGUAGAGUUCAAAGAGGGCGGCUAUGGAUGGGUCGUCGUCGGCUGUGUCUUCCUCAUCAACGCUCAUACCUGGGGCUUGAACUCGUCUUACGCCGUUUUCCUCGCCUACUAUCUCAACUCCGGAGCGUUUCCCGGCGCAAGCCCCAUCUCACUCGCCUUCGUCGGCGGAUUGUCCUUCUCCGUCGCCCUUCUCAUUGCCCCGCUGGUCACCUUUUGCAUCCCUCGCAUCGGCACGCAACCGACUCUCGGCAUCGGCGUCGUGAUCCAAGCGGCCGCUCUCAUUGGUGCAUCAUUCACGACCCAGAUAUGGCACCUGCUGCUCUCUCAAGGUAUUGGCUUCGGCAUCGGCAUGGGCUUCACCUUCAACUCCACCGUCGGCGUCGUACCGCAAUGGUUCGUCAUCCGCCGCUCGUUUGCAAACUCCAUCGCCACCGCCGGCUCCGGCGUGGGAGGUCUCAUCUACUCCCUGGCCACGAACGCCAUGAUCCGCAACAUCGGUCUGCCCUGGGCGUUCCGCAUCCUCGCCAUCUUGUCCUUCGUCGUGAACGGCUCGUGUUGUUUGAUGAUGAAGGACCGAAACAAGGCCCUCGGCAGUGUCCACGUCGCAUUCCACAAAGACAUCUUCAAGAGGGUUGAGUUUUGGUUGUUUGUCGCUUGGGGCUUCUUUGGGCUCUUCGGAUACGUCGUUUCCGUAUUCUCGUUGGCGGACUACGCUCAAACAGUUGGGUUCAGCGCCAGCCAAGGGUCCAUUGUGUCAGCUAUGUUCAAUCUGUCCCAAGGUAUCGGCCGCCCAAUCAUCGGUUUAGUCAGUGAUCGCUUCGGCCGCAUCAACGUAGCUGGGCUAGGCACCAUCAUAGCCGGUCUCGCCACCUUCUUCCUCUGGAUCUUUGCUGCCAAAAAUUUCGCAGGCCUAAUUGUGUUCGCCCUCUUCGGCGCAUUCGCCGGGAUACUCUGGCCGACAGUAGCACCAGUCGGCGCUGAGGUGGUGGGAAUGCAGCUUCUCCCAUCGGCACUGUCUAUUUUCUGGAUCAUCCUCGUGAUCCCAGCAACGUUUGCCGAGCCCAUUGCUCUAACGAUCAAAGGUUCCGGGAUCAGUGCCUAUCUUCCCGUCCAGCUGUUCACGGGAUUCAUGUACGUCGCGGCUUUCAUCUCAAUCUGGUUCCUCCGCGUGUGGAAAAUCCGAGAACUUGAGACCCUGGCACUGUCAGAAGAGCAGCAAGACGACGCUCUGCGCAAUAACGAUGCUGUCUCGCUGACGACAUCGCGGCGUACUGGGCCAAAACCUGGUAUACUAAGGUCUUUGAUCAAGGGCGUUUUGACUGUCCAGCGAGUCUAG
Molecule: messenger RNA, 1479 nt
Organism: Colletotrichum orchidophilum
Lineage: Eukaryota; Fungi; Ascomycota; Sordariomycetes; Glomerellales; Glomerellaceae
Product: major facilitator superfamily transporter
Exons: 7
Coding region: 1-1479 (492 amino acids)
Biological process (GO): transmembrane transport
Molecular function (GO): transmembrane transporter activity
Source: RefSeq, a predicted model, not a curated record